This is a messenger RNA of Trichechus manatus latirostris (Florida manatee), 4013 nucleotides long. RefSeq names its product partner and localizer of BRCA2 (gene PALB2). NCBI's taxonomy places the organism in Eukaryota, Metazoa, Chordata, Mammalia, Sirenia, Trichechidae. Gene Ontology annotation, biological process: double-strand break repair via homologous recombination. The coding region runs from base 173 to 3706 and encodes 1177 amino acids. The transcript is spliced from 13 exons. Gene Ontology annotation, cellular component: nucleoplasm. The record is from RefSeq and is a predicted model, not a curated record. Gene Ontology annotation, molecular function: DNA binding; protein binding.
GAGCGAUGGAUUUAAUUGGCUUGAUUGAGGCCGCGCCAGGCCCGUGUGGGCAAGCUGGACGCGCGCUGAGGGCAUCUCCGGCCCAACAUUCCUUAUCUAGACGCCUCUGGGGCCAAGGGCCAGCCGGCUCGGGGCUGGCCACCGCUGCUCUUUUCUUUCCGCCACCGGCCCGAUGGAAGAGCCUACCGGAAAGCCCCUCAGCUGUGAGGAGAAGGAAAAGUUGAAGCAAAAACUAGCAUUCUUGAAAAGGGAAUACAGCAAGACACUGGCCCGCCUUCAGCGUGCCCAGAGAGCUGAGAAGAUUAAGAAUUCUAUUAAGAAAACAGUAGAAGAACAAAGUUGCUUGCUUCAGCAGGAAAUUGCGCCACGGCUAAACCACUCAGAACCUAAAAAUAAAGUAUCUCCUUUUGAAAAAUUACAAAUCAGCACCCAUCUUGAUGAUGAAACUGGAGAAAAGACAUGUAUCACCCUUGAUAUUGAGCCUGAGUCAUUUAACCUUGGAGAUGGCCCAGUGGAAGAAUCACAUCUACAAAGAACAGAUGGUAUCCAAGAACAUUUUCCCUACAGGGUCAGUGACCCUGAUGGUGAGAAAAGGCAGAAUAAGCUGCCAGGGAGAGGAAAGCAGCAGCAGAAAAGAACAUUUAUUUCUCAGGGGAGAGAAUCUUCCUUUGACUGUGAUUCACUUAUACUCUCUGGAAAAAGAAUAAAGGAACAGGAAAAAAUCAAUAGGGAAAAUCCUCAGACUCCAGUAUCUGAAAUAAAAACUCACCUUUCUAGUCCUAAGCAUGAAAUUCCAGAUUCUCCAGCAUUAGUUACAGAGACUAAUGAAAGGAAUGUAUUAAUUCCACCAACUGCCAAGCCAGAAAGAGAUACUCAUGGACUCUUAAGAGGGAAUAAUUUCCCCAGGGCAACUACACUUCAUUUGCAUACUCCCUCAGAUACUAGUAGAGGCCAGCAACUUGAACACAUACCUCCUAAAGCUAACUGUGAGCUUGCUAACAUUAGCACUACUUCACCUGUAAACUUAGAGGCCCAAGGUAAAAAAAUGACUGUCUUUGUAAAUAACCCAGUGGUAAAUAAAAAUGUAAGUGCAGGUGACCAGGUGCCUGGAAGCCGUAACUUAGUGGCAGAUAAUUCAUGUUUUGUAAAUGAGCUCACUUACAAUAACUUAUUGGCAAGUGAAAACCAAAACUUAAAAGAACGGAAUCACAUUGAGAAGUCUUUAAAACCUCCCAGUAAUAUUCCUGAUGGUAGAAAUGAAAGUCUUCUGGAGAAUGAGGUUCUAAAUCAAUCUAAGAGUUUUAGCCUGGAAUCAGUCUCUCCUGUUUCUACAGAAGAUCAAACAUAUUCUUGUACAAUGCUUGAAGGUCUUCUAUUUCCUGCAGAAUAUUAUGUUAGAACAACACGAAGCAUGUCAAAUCGCCAAAGGAAUGUAGCCUUGGAAGCUGUAAAUCAGAGUCAUUUGGAUGUCAAGAAGAAAGGAUUUAAAAAUAAGGAGACAACUGAAAAUUUAAACCUUUCCUAUGAAGAAACUGACCAAAGUGAAAUUAGGGUAUCUGACACAUGGACAGGACAACCAAGUUCAAGAAGUCCUCAGAAAAUUGUCUCAUUAACUGAGGUCAGCCGUCCCACCAGACCUGCUAAAGAUAAUGACUUUUUUAGGAAGUCAGUUGCCCAGCCAUCUAGUAGAAGAAACAGAGGAAAAAGAAAAUCAACAUGCACCCCAAUAUUGGAUGAUCAUGAACUUAUUUUGCCAACUUCUGGCACAUCAGGUGUUACCAGAUCCAAGGAAGAAGUCACCUUGCACAAAUAUCAAAAUGAAAAAGAAAUUCAUGGGAAGGAUGGUCGUGGUCAAAAAGAGAACUCCCUUUUAUCCAGAGAUAAGGCUUAUUCUUUAGCUUUGGAUCGUGAUGCUUUCAAUCCUCUAUUUCAUAAGGAUGAAAUGCUAAGUUUAAAGUUUCUGUCAUCUUUUUUCAAAAUCACAGACUUUCAGUUACCUGAUGACGACUUCGGACUGCUUAAGCUCCAAAAACUGAAGUCCUGCUCAGAAAAAAUGAUUGAGUCUUUUGCAUUGAAAACAUGUGCAGAGAGGCAUCUUAAAGAGGGAAAUUGUACUGUUUGGGAGGAACUGAUUCCUAAACAGAUAGAUACAGAAAAGGAAGUCUUGGAAAAGGAACUCAUUGUUCUACCAGGAAAAGCACAUCCUAAAAUGCCAAACUUGGAAAGCCAGUCUAAGAAGGGGCUCUCUUCAUCCAUAUUACUUUUCACUCCUUCAAACACUGUUGCACCUGAUGAUAAUGACAGGCCUACAGCAGAUAUGUGUUCACCUGCCUUCCCCAUCUUAGGCACUACUCCAGCUUUUGACUCCCAGGCACACUAUGAAAAUGUGUCUGCAGAGGUUGUUGGACAUACUUGCUAUAUUCCCCAACUCUCUCAGUCGAAAGACACAGUCAGUCUUGCUAAUGAUAACAAACAAUGCAACAGUUCAAUCAGUCCCUCAAAAUUGGAUACCACCCUUCAUGUGUCAGAUAGGAAAGGACAACCAAACUGUGACUCGGGCUCCCAACCUGCACCUCUCCCCAUGGAGUCAUUAACUGCCAAAGGAAAUCAGCUACGUGGAAGUACACGCCUGGAGUUGUGUAAUGAGUCAGUUGAACAGGCUGAAAUAGCAGACCUUCCUACUUGUGAUAGCCUAAACCCAGGCAGCCUACAAUUGAUUUCUAAGUUAAAGAAUCCUUCAGGAUCCUGUUCCGUGGAUGUGAGUACCACUUGGUGGGAAAUAGCUGGUUGUAAAGAGCCAUGCAUCAUAACUGCUUGUGAAUAUGUAGUUUCUCUUUGGAAACCUCUGGAUACUUGGCAGUGGAAAAAAGUUUAUACCUGGCACUUCACAGAGGUUCCAGUAUUACAAAUAGUUUCAGUGCCUGAUGUUUGUAAUCUUGUGUGUGUGGCUUUGGGAAAUUUGGAAAUCAGAGAAAUCAGGGCAUUACUUUGUUCCUCUAAUGAUGGAAGCGAAAAGCAGUUGCUACUGAAAUCCGGAAAUAUCAAAGCUGUUCUUGGCCUGACAAAGAGGAGGCUGGUCAGCAGCAGUGGGACCCUUUGUGAUCAACAAGUAGAAAUCAUGACAUUUGCAGAAGAUGGAGGAAGCAAAGAAAAACAGUUUUUGAUGCCCCCCGAAGAGACUAUACUAACUUUUGCUGAGGUCCAAGGAAUGCCAGAAGCUCUGCUUGGUACCACCAUAAUGAACAGCAUUGUUAUUUGGAAUUUAAAAACUGGUCAGCUCCUGAAAAAGAUGCACAUGGGUGAUUCCUGCCAGGCUUCAGUCUGUCACAAAGCCUAUUCUGAAAUGGGGCUCCUGUUUGUUGUUCUGAGUCACUCUUGUGCCAAAGAGAGUGAGUGGCUGGGAAGCCCUGUGUUUCAGCUGAUUGUGAUUAACCCCAAGACGACCCUGAGUGUGGAUAUGAUGCUCUACUGUCUUCCUCAAGGGAAGGCUGGCAGGUUCCUGGAAGGUGAUGUGAAAAAUAAUUUUGCAGCAGCAGUAUUGACUUCUGGAACAAUUGCCAUUUGGGACUUACUUCUGGGUCAUUGCACUGCUCUCCUUCCACCUGUCUCUGACCAAAACUGGUCUUUCGUUAAGUGGUCAGAUACCGAUUCUUAUUUGCUGGCUGGACAGAAAGAUGGAAGUAUAUUUGUAUACCGCUGCUUAUAAGUUUGGACAAGAAGAAAACACAGUUUUCUGGAUAUAUUUGGCUUCUUCAGUACCUUUUUAGAGUUGUAAGUUUAAAGGAGAAUAGCUGAGUGAUGUUUAAAGUAACUAGUCUUACUCAUUCAGACUCAUUUUUUUUUCUGGUGGUGGUGGCCCUACUGAUCUUGAAUAAUCAUUAUACUUACUUUGCAGGAAGGAGUUUUAGGCUGUUUUUUAUAAUUCCCCACAUUUGCUCUUAAAGAUGUAUAUACAGUAGGUUUAAGCUUCAAAUGUUAAUAAAUAUUUAUUUUGAUACAUUCUGCUUGGCAUU